AUGUCCAUAUUUCUCCUAGAUAUUUGUAAGGAGGGCCUUUUCCGCAAACCAGGAAACUGUGUGCGAAUGAAUACAUUGCGAGAUCUGCUGAUAGAACAUGGUCCAUCCCUAAUGAUAGAUGCCGAGGUCUAUACACCGUAUGAUGUUGCCGGUGUGCUCAAAGAAUUUCUCAGAGAGUUACCAGAACCUUUACUAACAGAACGUCACAUGGAGGCACAUCGCCAGGUGCUAGGUAUGAGAUUUUAGACUAAAUACUACAGCCUGAAUCAUCUUUCUCUUAUUGACUGUUUGUGAACCAGGGCAGCACCAAUAAGUUAACAAUGACCUCAUUAUGUAAACUGGUACCAUUGUACAGAAUCAAAAGAUAUGUUUGAAAUCAUUGAAUAGUUCUACUUUAUUUACCACCAAAGCUUGCAAACCCAGAGUAUUGAAUCAUUACUUUACUAAAAAAUGAUUAUUACCUUCUGCCUACUUUUCAGGGCUUGGAAGACACGCCAGCACACCUGAAGAAAUAGCCAGGUAUAGAAAGAAAAAAUUAUCCGCUCUGCAGCUUCUUAUGUUACUGAUGCCGAGUCCGGCACAGAAGAUGACCCUUCAAGUGGUCAGACUCCUCCAGAGGGUUGCAGACUGUCCAGAGACCAAGAUGACCCCAACAACCUUGGGGACGAUCUUUGCACCCAUCUUCUUUCUGAAUAGGAAAGUGGAAGCUUCAGAAGUCUGCAGUAUUGUUUCUCUCACUGAACCAGCUGUGGCAUUUAUGAUUGAACAUGCCCAUGAUUUGUUC
Molecule: messenger RNA, 784 nt
Organism: Lymnaea stagnalis (great pond snail)
Lineage: Eukaryota; Metazoa; Mollusca; Gastropoda; Lymnaeidae
Source: the annotation of a GenBank genome assembly